UGGCAGGCCUUGAGUAUAAGUUGGCCUUGCUGUAUUCUUUGUUUACCUGCGUACGUGUACGAUUUGUUUUAUUAGAUAGUGAGAUGAUUUGUUUAAAGGCAAAAUUAAUAUCCAUCCGCCUUGUAUCCGAAGACUUCGUUUGUUUCCAACUGUAUUUUUAACGUUUUUAGACCUAGUAUGUCCGAGAAGAACUAAACUGUUGUUCGUUUUCAAGAUAUUUUGCGAAAAUUAACUGAAGUGUGUGUCAUAUUUAAGGAUAUUUUCGUUUUCGUUUGUUUUCAAAUUUAAAUUUUGUCAAUGGAGGUAUUUAAUUUUGUAUGGAUUUCUCUCCUUAAUGAGGCAGAAAGAUGCAAUGUUUUCUUCAGUAAAAAAAAUAUUAAGUCAACAUAUCAUGCUGACGUCAAUUUUUUUAUUCCACAAAAUCGGUUAGCUUAUAUGUAUAAAUAUGGCGCUGCAAAUAUAAUGUUUAUGAAACAAUGCAUAGUGAAAUUUUUAACUGAAUCUCCACAGGUAUUUACUGUCUUGGGUAAAAUACGUUCCACAGAAAACCUCCGUGUAUGUUCACUGAGUCUGGUUCCAGGAUUUGACCUCAUUGGUUUACUCUAUGGCUUUGUGAAAAAUAGGAAACCAAUAACACAAUCUGUUAAUUUGAGCGUGAUAAAUAAAUGUGAUUCAUGGGAAAAUGUUAUUAUGAACAUGCUGUUCCCUUCUCUUAACACAGUUUAUCCUGUGGCUGGAAGUGAUGUUAUUGGACCUUUCUCAGGAACUUUUGAUAUGAUAAUUGAUGAUGUAUCUAUGGAUUUGUCUGUUAAAACUCAAAAUUGCUUAAGAGCUGCAGAUGUAGUAUUAAUGGUUAAAGCAUUUUCAAGUGGAACUCAAGUGGUAAACUUUGCUCAAAUUCUAGAGAAUAUCCUUCACCUUCUCAAGCCUGGUGCCCUACUGUUUUUUGUUGGAAAUCAGAAAAAAGCUGAUAUUUUUGUUUCUACAGGUAGCUGUGGCAAUUUUCUGUAUGGUCCGGUAAAAGUUAGAGUUAAGGAAGUACCGUUCAUCAGUAAAGUCAGUGAAUUAAUUAAAUCAAGACCUGAUCAGACUGCAAAUGGAUAUUUUGCAAUAUGGGAAAAAACUUUAGAUUUAAAUAAAACAAAUCCUGGCCAUUCAGUAGAUGCUAGUUCUGUCAUUUUAAAUGAGCAGGAAUCAUCAUCAUCAUCAUCAUCUGUUUCAGGUACAAGUCAAAGUGCUGCUGUAGAAAAUAAUACUUUGUACAAUGUGUAUUGUCAGCAAGGUAAGCUUUUCCAAGACAAUGCUGCUUGUGGUCUGGAAAAUGUGAAUUCUGUUACUGUAGGUGCCUGUAGUAAAAUAUCUAACGAUGAAAACAGAAGCAUGAUCAAAAAUAAUUAUGAAGAUAUUUUGUCACAAGUUGAUUCUGUGGUUUCACACUUGGAAAAAUUUAAAAACAGUGAAUGCUUAAAAAAUAUAAAACAGAACCACUCAGAAGGAUCUCCUUCUAGUUAUCACUUAUGUUCCACUUGUCUUUGUUCAGGCAUUAACUUUCAUUGUGAUCAUCCUCAUCCUUCAAAAUGUGAUCAUCCUCAUCCUUCAAAAUAUUACAGAAAUGACUAUUCAGAAGAAUUUUGUAUGUCAAAUUCAUGCUGCUGCGUGAAUAUGCCAUUGUGUAGAAACAAUAUACAUUGUCAAAAUUGUGCAUCCAGAUUGGAAAAGUGUAAUGAUGUCCUAAUUCAUUCAAUCCAUAAUGUUCCUUAUAUAAGUAUUCCUGUACAUAAAGUAAGCAAAGAAAACCUGAAAAAAAUUUUCUCUUUAGUUUCUGGAACUGUGGGUGUCGGAGAUGAAGAUGAAAUGAGUAUUGAUUUGAAAUAAAUUACUUAUUCUGUUUCCUUAAGCUACUGUUUAAUGCUUUAUUUUUUAUUACUUAUUGCAGUAUAUUUUAUGGCAGAUUAAUUAAACGAAUUCUGAGAAACGGAAUCUGAAAAAAAGGAAAAGUAUUUUUAUAAAAAAAGAAAAAAAAGAAAGACUGUGAUAAUGCAAACUUUCAGAUACUUGAAGAUAUAUAAAAUUUAAAAUAUUAAAUAUAUUUUGUUAAAUUAAUAAAAAGUGGUUAAUAUACUAUAUAUAUAUCUUAGCUACUUCAAAUAUGGAACUAAUUUGGCAUAUGUUGUUGUAAGUGUACUUAAAAUCGUUUUUUCAGAUUUUUCUUGAUCUUCUGUAUAUUCCUAGUUAGCAAUCUUUGUCUUAAAACCAUUAGAAAUCACCUAUUACUGUAUCUCAGAGGUUAACCUUCCUUUAUAAUAGAAAAAAUACAUUGGUACAAUUUGGAUAAGAAAGUAUAUUUCUGAACUUUAAAAAAAAAAAAAAUUAAACUGACUAGAGGAUGACCAGUGCAUAUAGCUAAUCCUUUCAGUAUCUUGUACUUUGUGUUAAUGAAACUAUCUUGGCAGAAUCUGGUGAUCCUUUUUAGAUGAAAAUGUAAAAAUUACUUCUCUGGUACAAGUUGGCCAUUAUCACAACUUAAAAAAAAAAAAAAAAGAUUCUCCAAAUUAUUGAUAUUUAUUGUAAGUGGGAACAUAUUAUUGACAUGUCAGAAGAAAAAAAAAUAGUCGUUUAAAAUAAUUUUAAUUAUUAAGUAAGGAUUAUAUGAUAAAUUUAAAAAAUAAAACAUUUUUCACCAAUUCCUCAUAUAUUUUUUCCAUUGUUCAUCUUCUUAUGUACACAAUUAUUAGUUUUGGCAGAUGGCAAAAUGGCAGUGUCUUGAUUGCAAAAUUGUUGUGAGCAUAAUUGUUUUACCAAGAAUGGUUAUGUGCAGGUGUUCGGCAUAAAUUUGACAGUUUCGUAAGGAAAAAGAAAAUCCACUUUGUAUCUAUUAAAUUUAAUGAAUUGACAAAAAAAAAAAAAAAAAAAAGC
Molecule: messenger RNA, 2916 nt
Organism: Stegodyphus dumicola
Lineage: Eukaryota; Metazoa; Arthropoda; Arachnida; Araneae; Eresidae
Source: RefSeq, a predicted model, not a curated record